CAGUUGGUUGCGCACGCACCAGUCGACCGGUCAGAUCUGCGGCUUAUUCCGCCGGCGUUCGAAAUUUAUAACGGUGGAGAUCGGUCAUCGGACGCACUACACUCGAUCGGUCAGAAGCCCCGAGGGAGAUAUCUUGGAACAGCCAUGAUCUCGCAGCUGGGACGGAUUAGCAUCAUGAGUGCGGUGCUUUUGGCAUUUGCGGCCAUCGUAUUUGCCAGCAGCUCGGAGAAAACCGAACUCGAUCCCAAUGCCACCUGCAACUACACGCUGGUGAAGAAGAAGACCUUGGGGGUGGAUCCCUCGUUCUGGAAGAAGUUCUUCAAGCACCUCAUACCCUUCACGAGUUCGAGGGGCAAAAUGCAGUUCAUACUCUUCAAGCGGGACUUCGCGGACUGCGGAAGGGAACUGUUCGUGGGCGAUGUGGAAAACCUGAGGAACUCGGGCUUCGAUGCACGUCAUCAAACAAGGAUAGUCAUUCAUGGCUGGAUGAGUCAGAGCAAAGGUUCGCAUAUAAGGAAGGUUAAGAACGCAUACCUCAGCCUGACCGAUCCGGGACCCAACGGAGAGCCCGCCCCCUACGAGGACUUCAAUGUGAUCGUAUGUGACUGGAGCAAGACUUCCACGAACGUAAACUACUACGAGGUGGCCAAGACGGUGGAGGACAUGGGAGCCCUGCUGGCGGAACUGGUGCGCUAUCUGAACCAGGAGGCGAACAUGCACUACGACGACGUAUACGUCAUUGGACACUCUCUGGGAGCGCAGAUCGCCGGCAGUGCUGGCAAGCAGAUAAUGCCAUAUCGAUUCAACACCAUAUACGCUCUGGAUCCGGCGGGUCCACAGUUCCGGGAGAAGAGCGACGAGUACCGAAUCGAUGCUAGUGACGCCUCCUAUGUGGAGUCCAUUCAAACCAGCGUUAGCUUUGGCUUCGAGCAGCCCGUGGGACACGCCACCUUCUAUCCCAACUAUGGGAAGAAUCAGAAGAAAUGCUAUGUCUAUGGCUGUUCUCAUAAGAGAUCCCAUGACUACUUCAUAGAGUCGCUGACGAGUCCGGCGGGAUUUUGGGGACCGCGCUGCGAGCGUCACGAUGAUGGCACCUGGCUGCUCCUAAUGAGCGAUGGAGAGUUCCGGAUGGGCGGGGAGCCCUCAAUCCCCAAGAACGGAACUUUCUAUGUGAAAACCUACUCAAAGCCACCCUAUGCCAUGGGCCACAGGUGGCAAACGGAACCGCCUCCACGGGAAGAUGAUAUUGAGAACUCCACGGAAGAGUAGGAUAUUAGUUAAUAUGUGUACAUUUGUUGAUGAAAUAGAAGUUUGGUAUUUAUAAUUGGUUAUUUUUCUUUUAUAGAGAAUUUAUUAUAAAUAGUACACCUAUUUCUAGAAACAUUUUUUUAAGUUACUUCUUAUCUCGCAACAACGUGAGCCAAUUAAGUUUUAUGGCGAACUAUUCACAAAGAAAAACCAUCUAGCGAGUGUGUAAGUCAGCUGGGAAUAACUAUUAGUAACCUAAACUUCAAGAUAGGUAUAUAAACCUCACGAGGCACGGAAGGCUUAUCCACUCUUUCCACAAUAUUCAACCGAAAAUGUUCCGCGCUCAACGUGUUUGCUUUUACUUUAUAGCUUUCCUGGCCUUCGCAGCUGCCAGACCUAAAAUAAACUCGCAAAUUUCCCAAAAUCAAGUUGGAUUUCGAUUGUCCAAUGUUUUGACCAAAGAAAGUGUUGCUUCCAAGUCAUCAAUGUCCACAGAGGCAACCAGUGAACCAUCCACUGUGACUUCUGACGUGCCCACACUAACUUCACCAUCAUCAUCAUCAUCUGAGGAAACUAGUGAAGCACCUGAAAGUUCCAGCCAGCAACUAUCACCAUUGACUGAAAGCUCCAGCGAAAAGGUAUUUGAGGUGACCACAGUACCUUCAUCUUCGUCGGCGGAAACUAGUGAAGCAUCUGAGACUUCUAAGGCAUUCACCGAAACAACCACCACCACGGAAAGUGACGUGACAUCUGAAGAUUCCACCGAAGAUGAGUCAUCUGAAGAUUCCACCGAAGAUGAGUCAUCUGAAGAUUCCUCCGAAGAUGAGAGCUCCGAAUCAAGUGAGGAAUCAGAGGAAGGAUCGUACUACUAUGAUGAUUCGGAAUACGACUACUACGAUAGUUACUUAUAUUAUUGAUUCAUCGCGUUACCAUU
Molecule: messenger RNA, 2182 nt
Organism: Drosophila melanogaster (fruit fly)
Lineage: Eukaryota; Metazoa; Arthropoda; Insecta; Diptera; Drosophilidae
Exons: 3
Coding region: 145-1269 (374 amino acids)
Biological process (GO): lipid metabolic process
Cellular component (GO): extracellular region
Molecular function (GO): lipase activity
Source: RefSeq, marked reviewed